AUGGAGAGUAACGAGCAGGUGAACAAAGCCCCUGGUACAGCCGAUAACACUAGCGAAGCUGGAAAGGGUGAGAAAACUCGUCGACGUUCCGUAAGAGGUCGUAGAUCCUCUAUAAGGGUAGAAGUAGAAGGCUCGUCACCAGUUGUUGUUGCUGCACCUCUAUCAGAGUCAAUCAUGCAGAAUACAGUUGUUGAUAAAGUAGCCCUGCUCGCCCAAAGGAGAGAUCAAAUCAUCGGUUAUACCGAACGCUUACGAUCUGAAAAGGAAGAAUGGAAUCAGUUACUAGAGAGGCAGCGCAUGAAAACGCAACAAGCAAAUAGUAAGGUUGAUCGUCCUUAUGAACGUAAAUCUUCUGCUCGUGUACCUAUCGAGAACCUUGGUCAAAACGAAAGCAUGCAGAAGCCUCGAUAUGUCUUGAACCGCGUUCUCCGUGCUUUCAACAAGCAGAAUGAAGGCUUCCAAAACCAAAAAGCUGUGGACGAACUCCGGGCUGAAUGCGAGUCGAUUUCCUCUUCUAUUGAUGUUCUGCAUCCGGUUCCCACAUUGGAUCGGCCUCCUCGUCCUCAAUCACGCAGUCUCAAUAUCGAGGUCUUCGUUAAAUGA
This is a messenger RNA of Haemonchus placei, 603 nucleotides long. NCBI's taxonomy places the organism in Eukaryota, Metazoa, Nematoda, Chromadorea, Rhabditida, Trichostrongylidae. The record is from the annotation of a GenBank genome assembly.